AACAUUUAUUAAAUUAAUUAUUAUUACAGAAUACUCUAAAAAAAAUGUGCUGUUUUUUCUUUUCUUAAUGUGAUAUCCUGAAAAAAAAAAAAAAGAUAGUGACAACUGGUCUCCCCUCUAGUCUUUAGGGUCAAAGGUCAAGUCUUAUUCCUGCAAACUUGUCCAAAAUAAGCCUAAGCAAUAGGGAAAGUUUAAAAUCUUUCUCUCUUCUCCUUAUUCCUACAGAUACAUUGAACAAGCACAAGGAUAAGUAGAGGAGAGAACUCCAUCAAACAGAAUGUCAGAUACGCCUUUAGACUCGAAUACUCAAAACAUGGAAGGGGCAGGUGUUAAGAAUGACGCUGGUGAGGCGGAUACGGCGGUGGAAACUGUCGGAGGAACUGGUGACGAAGGGGGACGUGGAGGGACAAUUCCUGGCGAGAUAGGUGAUGAUAGGCGUACGGAGGAUGUGGAAGAGAAAGAAGACGAAGAAGAAGAAGAAGAGGGCAAAGAGGACGGGUCAAAGGUGGCUGAAGAGUUCUACGAAGUUGAAGCUAUCCGUCAUAAGCGAGUUCACAAAGGUGAGGUGCAGUAUCUGAUCAAAUGGAAAGGAUGGCCUGAAACUGAUAACACCUGGGAGCCUCUAGAGAAUCUGCAGUCUCUUUCUGCUUCUAUAGAUGCAUUUGAAAAACGUUUGAAGAAGGCUGAUAAGAAGCGGAAGAGCCAGUAUGGAGGUUCUAAUUCUCAGUCGAAGAAGAAGCAGCAGCAACCGUUAACAUCUACACCACCUGAUGCUUCUGAGAGAACCGAUCCGACACUCAACGAGCUAAGGGGACCACCAGUCAUCAACAGUGACGGUGCGGGGAGUUCCCAAGAGGGAGGAGAAGGCAUCGGAUCUGAGGGUGAUAAUGCAAGAACAAAUGGCCUUCUCGAGGGUAAGCGUAAGGAGAAGAGUGGUGUCAGAGGUGCUAAGCGGAGGAAGAGUAUUGCGAAAAAAUACACGAUACCAGAUGAAACCACAACAAGUAACAAUCAGCCAACAACAGCUACCGAUCAGAACGAGACACCAAACUUGGACAUCGUGAGGAUCAUCAAGCCAGUGGAGGUUAUUACUUCUAUAACAAACAAUGUACAAGACUCGUUGGUAACUUUCUCGGUGCAGAGGGCUGAUGGGGAGGAAGUAACGGUUGACAACAAGUUUCUCAGGGCUCAUAAUCAUCAUCUGCUGCUUGAUUUCUACGAGCAACAUAUCACAUACAACUCCGAAAGUUAAGGAAAAUGUUUGGAAACAGUGGUGCUUGUAGGUAGAAUGAGAUUAGAUCUGUAGAAUGGAGGUAGUGGAGAGCUGUUAUUCUUGGAGGUGUGAGAUUGUAUUCUUAUCUCCUCUGGUUCGUUUAUGAGUUCACUUUCAGUUAUAUCAAUGUAUCUUGGACUUUACAUUUUUCUGUUAUAGCAAAUCUUGUAUCUUGGACUU
Molecule: messenger RNA, 1453 nt
Organism: Brassica napus (rape)
Lineage: Eukaryota; Viridiplantae; Streptophyta; Magnoliopsida; Brassicales; Brassicaceae
Product: chromo domain-containing protein LHP1-like
Exons: 6
Coding region: 278-1252 (324 amino acids)
Biological process (GO): heterochromatin formation
Cellular component (GO): nucleus
Source: RefSeq, a predicted model, not a curated record